AUGGGAAAUUCAAGGUCGCCAGUGGUUUCGCAAGAAGUUCUUACGUCUCGCUCAAUGCGACCAAGAAAGCAGGAUUCCUUGGUGAAUCUUCUUUCUGAUGCCAACUUGUUAGGUGCUACUUUGUCGCGCGCUUCCACAAGGUCUGUUUACCAAAGCAUGGCGAACCGACGCCAUUUCACAUCGGUCUCCAGCAAAUUCUGCUUUCGGGGUCAGGCAGAGGUGCGCCGCAGAGGGCGGAAAGGCAAGCGUGCUCGCUCUAUGCCUCCACAGCUCAAGGGGGCACAACCUUACUUUGCAGAGCUCACAGCGGUCGACUCACUUCAUUUCGAAGACUUUCAAGAGGUGUGCCUUGCACUGGCGAUGUAUCGAAAUCCAAAUCUUGUCGUGCCAAUGGAACUUCGUUUGGAAGAGUUUCUCACAGCGAUGGUUGAUGGGCUAAAGCAUCGAAUCUUCCGAACUGCUGAAAUGCCGGAGCACCUUGUGGUCGAGGUCAAGUCCGAGGAAGCAGAUGCAAAACAAAGGGCCUGGGAGGAGUUGUUGGACGCUUUGGAGGACUGUGGGCAGGCCAAUGUGCCAAGCGAAAUCUGGAGGAGACGAAGGCGCUUUAUGAUGCAACACCCCCAGGAGGAAGAAGCCGACACUGACAAUGGCUCAACAAGGAGAUCGAGCAGCGCGCCUCCAUCGAUCUCGGUUCCUAGCAAACUUCAAAAAGCACUGCAGAUGGCUCGUGAUUCUUCUGAAUCUGCGGUGUCUGUGCUGAGUGCUUUGAAGCCAUCCGAAGGCUCUCUUGAUGGCUUGGGUUUGCCAACUGGCUCUCGAUUGGAGUCGAUCACCUCCGUGAUGAGAGCAGCCAAACGCUUUGGAGCAGAAAUCAACGUGGCUGAGCUGAAAAAGAAGCGCUCCGAAAUUGGCAAAGAGGCUCUCCACAGACGGCGCAAGCUUGCCACCAUCAAGGUGAGAUUUCUUGCUGAUCGGCAAAUCAGGGCCGCCAUUAGUGCCAAUGCUGCUAGUGGCAUUGGCACCUGA
Messenger RNA from Durusdinium trenchii, 1026 nucleotides. Lineage: Eukaryota; Dinophyceae; Suessiales; Symbiodiniaceae. The record is from the annotation of a GenBank genome assembly.